Nymphalis io (European peacock) is the source of this 1749-nucleotide messenger RNA. Its product is annotated as secretion-regulating guanine nucleotide exchange factor. The transcript has 3 exons. NCBI's taxonomy places the organism in Eukaryota, Metazoa, Arthropoda, Insecta, Lepidoptera, Nymphalidae. Bases 136 to 1272 code for a protein of 378 amino acids. The record is from RefSeq and is a predicted model, not a curated record.
UGGCUAUGAAUCUAUAAUAAUAUUCUUCAUAGUUGUUUAUUUGUAUUUCGUAGUAAUUGUAAAUUUAAAAUGAAAAUAUUUCUAUAUAGCGUAUAGAAUACAGACUUUAUAUGUAACACAAACCAUAUUUUUAAUAUGCAUAAUAUAAGUAUGAAUCCUGUUGGUGAAAUAUGGACAUGGGGCGCUAACUCUCAUGGGCAAUUGGGUCUCGAUCUAACCAAUGAACAAAUAGAGAAACCUACUAAAUUGCAAACAGAAUUUUAUGACAAGAUUAGGCAAAUAGCGUGUGGUGGCGCCCAUUCUGUCUUAUUAGACAGUCAGGGAAAACUUUUUUCGUGUGGCUGGAAUUCUAAAACACAGCUGGGACUCAAAACAGAAGUGUAUACAUUUAGUCGCAUAUGGCGUUUAAGUGGCAUAACAUUUACAAAUAUAGCAUGUGGUUGGGACUUUAGUUGUGGUGUUACAGAUGAACAUUACUUAUUUGUGUGGGGCUCUAAUAGUCAUGGUCAGCUGGGCUUACCAAAGGAUCAUUUUGGAGAAUAUGUGGAACCCCUUAGACUCCAAGUUAAUGUAUGCGCAAUUUCAAUGGGGCUGAGACAUACAGCUAUGAUUAAUUCUAAAGGAGAGGUUUGGACAACUGGCUGUGGAAGGCAUGGCCAACUGGGAUUAGGUGAAGGCAUUCUAAAUUCAGAUAGAUUCCAAAGAAUACCUAAAUUAACCAAAAUAUCACAUAUUGCUUGUGGACAGAAUCAUACAGUGGGAUGGUGCUCUGAGGAAAAUGCUUUGUAUGUUUGGGGUGAUAACAGACAUGGCCAAUUGUUGCUUAAUUCUCAAGAAUAUAAGAAAAUUUUUAUACCACAAAAAAUUGAUAUAAGUGUAAGAAAAGAAGUGAAAAAACUUUUAAGUGGUUGGACUAAUGUUUUAUUAUGGUUGGAAGAUGGCUCAUUGCUUACAUGGGGAAGGAAUAAUAAAGCACAAUUGGGGACAGAUGCAGAAUUUUCUGGAAAGAUUUUUAACAUUAAAUUGCCAGAUAGCAGACAAGUACAGGAUGUUGCAUUAGGUUCGGAACAUACCAUAUGCUUGGCAACUGACCAAACAGUUUGGGCUUGGGGCUGGAAUGAACAUGCAAACACAGGAUUACCCUGUACUGAAGAAUUUAUAAGAUGUCCUACUCAAGUACCAGUUGAAACAAAGUCAAAAAUUACACAAAUAUAUGCUGGGGGUGCCCAUAACUUUGUUGUAGCAGAUAAUGAUGUAGGAUUAAAUAAUUAGAGCAGUAAAUCUACACAAAUAUUCUAUUAAGUUGUACAUAUCUGUGCAGUAUGUUAUGCAAUGGUGCUAAACCAAUUUUGGUUUUAGAUUAUGUUAUGUUGAUAUAGAACAAGUGUAAUUAAAGAGCACCUUGCAAUGCUUUUUGAUGUUUUUGUAAUCCGCUAUGUAUGCAGUCUAUGGUACAUUAAUGGUACUAUACCAGAAAUCUUCAUGCAGGAAUCAACAAUAACUUGACUAAGUUUCAACUUAAUCAGUUGAAUGGUUAAUGACAUGACAUGACACAUGCAAUGACAAAAUCAUUUUUGUAUUGUUAUAUAUAUCAUAAUUUUUUUAUUGAUCAUUAUUAGGUAAUGUCAGUAAAUAAUUAUAUAAAAUAUUACAUGAAAAUUAAUGAUAAUAAUUUAUUCAGAAAUGCUUUUACAAACACUAAUGAAUGAAUAUGCAUACUUAUCAUAAGUCUAACUUACUAUUAUUUAC